AUGCAAACUGGCACCUGGCUAGCAGCGAUAAUGACUUCGCUUCUUGUUAUUAUCGAUAAUCAGUAUUGCUUUUCACAUACUACUGAUACUAAUACUGGUACCACCACUGUUACUAAUAUCAAUACACCACCUGCAAUUAUCAAUGAUGAACAGAAAGCUGGAACUUCGUAUGAUUAUAACGGACUUUCAGCGUACAAUCGUUUGAGACAUUCUGAACGACAGCGACGACGACACAAGCAAAUGUUGCAGCAAAAACAAAAGCAACAACUACAAAUACACCGUUCCGAUGGUAGCAGCAUUAACGAUAAAUUCUUCGAUAAUUUACGAAGACCGUUGAAUGUCAACAAUAACAACAAUAACAAUAAUAACAACAACAACAACAACAACAACAACAACAACGACAACAAUAACAACAAUAAUAACAAUGGUGGUAUACUAAGGAAUAAAUUGAAAGCUCACCAUAGAGAUCUCAAAUCAAAACGGGAGAGGAACGAGCCAUUAUGUGAAAGUGACCGUAAUACUGUGCAUAUGAAUACUCCAACUGAAGAAUAUGAUCCGCCAUUUUUUGUCGAAAUACGUUGCAAAAAUAUCGCUGAUUACGAACAGCAGCAAGGACGCGUACCUAUUAGGCCACAAACAUGUGUGCAUGGUAUGUUACGCUGCGUACAAAACUACAAGGAUCAGCAUUUUUCACGUCGGCGAAUUGGCUCUCAUAGUUGGCAUCCAUAUACGAUUCCUAAUGUGCCAAGCUCAUGUGAAUGUAUGUGGCCGGUGGAUAAAUAUGGACACCAAGAACUUUAA
This is a messenger RNA of Cercopithifilaria johnstoni, 801 nucleotides long. NCBI's taxonomy places the organism in Eukaryota, Metazoa, Nematoda, Chromadorea, Rhabditida, Onchocercidae. The record is from the annotation of a GenBank genome assembly.